Molecule: messenger RNA, 1696 nt
Organism: Aspergillus aculeatus ATCC 16872
Lineage: Eukaryota; Fungi; Ascomycota; Eurotiomycetes; Eurotiales; Aspergillaceae
Product: phosphatidate phosphatase App1 family protein
Exons: 2
Cellular component (GO): actin cortical patch
Molecular function (GO): phosphatidate phosphatase activity
Source: RefSeq, a predicted model, not a curated record
CGAUGAGGGUGUCGAUCAUUGCGCGUCAGGCCCUUGUGCAGGCCACUCUUCUCUCAAUUGCCUCCGCUAUUCCCGCUCCAACGGCUUUCCCCAGCACCAACAACGACAACAGUGCCGCUGCCGCCCCGCCCGACCCGGUCAUCACCCCUUCACCCGUCCAGUACAACCCUUCUCCAGUCGUACCAGUCGCACGUCGGAAUAUCUUGAGUGAUGUUGAUUCGGAUAUCAACAGUGUCCUCUCAGGGCUUGGGUCGGAUCUCCCCUCGUGGGUCGCAUCGGGUGUGCCCAACUUCUUCCAGGGCUUCCCCACGGGAGAUGCUGUCGUGAGCUCUCUCGGCCUGAACAGCGCCCAAUUGGCAGCACUUCCCACCAAUGUCUUGAACAUUGAUCCCUACGCCAAUUGGACCAGCUCCGGCUGGAACGUCCGCUUCCACGGAAACGUUUACAAGCAGCCAAACACCUCCGUCUCCGACCUGAACAAGUUUGCCAAUGUCUUUCUCGGGAACACAAGUAUCGAGGAUCUGCCGGAGUCCCAGCAGGCCCAAGCACGCAAUCUGACAGCCGAGAUUCUGGUGGUUCAGCAGCCGCACGUUGCCGUGAACACCAUCCACCUCGAGCCGGCACCGAGUCAGGGAGCCAGCGGAGAGCCCGGUGGCGGCGGCGCAUCCAACACCACCGGCGGUACGCAAGACUUGACUCUUCCGUACAACACCACCGCUGAAGGCGAUUUCGAUGCCUUCGUGCCGAUUGACAGCAACGGCCUGACCGCGGGGAAUGAAACCUCGGCAAUCCAGAGACUCAACACUUACGUGGAGGGCGCAUCGAUUGGAAACAGUACCGCCUACUUGGUGCCACCCAAGGGUCUUACCAUCGUGUCUGACAUUGACGACAUCCUUCGGGUCACCAAGAUCUAUGAACCGGAACAAGGCUUGCUCAACUCGUUCGCGCGUCCUUUCACGCCGUGGGAGAACAUGCCCGACCUUUACCGCAACUGGUCUAUUAACAUCCCGGACAUGCACUUCCACUACCUGACUACCACCCCCGAGCAAGUGACCAGAAACUACAUGCAGUUCAUCUACACCCAUUACCCUGGGGGCUCCUUCGACACACGUCCCCUUAAUUUCAGCGACGUCUCGGCCACCCUGUCGAUCCGCAAGUUCCUGCUGAAGAAGGUCUUCGAAACCUUCCCCGAGCGCAAGUUCAUCCUGAUCGCGGAUACCAGCAACAGCGAUGUCAUGCGGGACUACCCUGAGAUGGUGACCGAUUUCCCCGGACAAGUUCAAUGUAUCUGGCUCCGCAACACCUCCGCCACCGACUCGGGCGACAAGUUCCCGUACGACACGUCCGGGUUCAAGAACCUGAACCAAUCGCAGUACAUGUUCUUCCUGCAUCCGAACGACCUCACCAACCUGGAUGUCGCGAAUGGCCAAUGCUACAACCAGUCCAUUGCCCAGAACCUGACCUUCAGCUACCAGGGACUGCCCUUUGGGCUUGGGGAUGACCCCACCUCGGUCAAUGCGUCCGCGAACGGCACCGAAGAGAAUGCAGCUAGCGGACUCUCGACGAGGGGGGCCGCUGGUGCGCAGAGCCUGCUGGCAUUGGUCGCGGCGAUGUUCACGGCCACAUUCAUGUUCUUGUAGAAUCAUGUCGAUACGAAUCAUGUUAUAAUGUCUUGUACAUUUCAAACACAUCAUAU